AUGGCCCCCGAUUUAUCCUCUGCUUCUAUGAUAGCUGUUUUAGCGGUUGGAUGGACCCUCUAUGGUGUUAUCUGGCGACUCUACUGGAGUCCACUGGCCAAAUUCCCCGGUCCCAAGAGCGUUGCCCUGACAUAUUGGGUAGAAUUUUACCAUGAUGUUAUCAAGGGUGGGAUGUAUAUCUGGGAAAUCGAAAAAAUGCACAGGAAAUACGGGCCCAUUGUACGAGUCAGUCCGUACGAGAUACACUGCAAUGAUCCUGAGUUCUACAAUACAAUUUACGCCUCGUCUCCGGCGCGACGUGACAAAUAUGAGAAAUUCACCAAGUCUCCGGAUUGUAAUAAUGCCACAGGGUUCACCGUUGAGCAUGCUCAUCACCGACUUCGGCGCGAGGCCUUGGCUCCGUUCUUCAGCAAACGCAAUACUGUCAUGCUGGAAGAAAAUAUGAAGGCUUGCGUCGAUACGCUGUGCGGCAAUAUGCAAAAGUACAAAGAGUCCCAGACUCCUUUCAAUUUGACGGUUGGAUCUCUGGCCACAACCAUGGAUAUUCUUACCUCCUAUUGCUUUGGUGAGCCUUUUGGUUUGCUGAAUAACGAGCCAAUAGCAAAAAAAUGGCGGGAUACAAUUAUUCAUGUUAUGAGAGCACUGCCGAUCAUCCGAAAUUUCCCGCUUAUGGCUCGACUGGUCGAAGUCCUCCCUGACUAUCUUUCGGCUGCGAUACUACCAGAUCUUUCAAUUUUGAAUAGCUGGAAGUCGCAAAUUGGUCAUCAGGUUGAGGCAGUAUUAGCCUAUAAGGGUAUCUAUGCUACGGUCGACCGUGAAAAGAAAACUGUAAUUGAGCAACUGCGGGAUAGUGAGAAACUACCAUUAAAGGAAAGAACGGCACAACGGCUAUCUGAAGAGUGUUCCAUUCUGCUCAUCGCUGGCAGUGAAACCCCGGCUAAAGUCAAUGCGGUGCUGUGGUAUCAUCUGCUUGCGAAUUCGGAUAAGUCGAGCAAAUUACGAGCUGAAAUCGCGAAGGUUUACAGUGAUCCGGCCUCAUCGCUGCCUUCUGUGUCGAUUCUUGAAGAUCUUCCAUAUCUCACUGCUUGUAUCUUGGAAGGACUUCGAAUCCAGAGUGGCGUAUCUGGGCGCUCGCAGCGUCUGGCACUAACUCCCCUUCAGUACAAAGAGUACACUAUCCCAGCAAUGACCCCCAUGAGCUCCAUUUCAGUUUUUCAACACUAUAAUGAGUCAUUAUUCCCAGACCCUGGUUCUUUUGUUCCUGAACGAUGGUUACUUGAAGAUGAUACGGGACUGGUGAGGGUGAAUCAUAGUUUGAAGCAACACCUGGUCGCGUUUGGGCACGGAACCAGGAAUUGUCUAGGAUACAACCUUGCCUUUUCAGAGCUGUAUUUACUAACUGCUGCUCUGGCGACGAGAAUGGAUUUAGAAUUAUAUGAAACCACGAUCGAGGAUGUGGCUAUCCAGAGGGAUUGGACUAUACCUCAGCCAAGAGCGGACACCAAGGGGGUGCAGGUCAUGAUCCGAUAA
Molecule: messenger RNA, 1530 nt
Organism: Penicillium pulvis
Lineage: Eukaryota; Fungi; Ascomycota; Eurotiomycetes; Eurotiales; Aspergillaceae
Product: cytochrome P450
Exons: 3
Coding region: 1-1530 (509 amino acids)
Molecular function (GO): oxidoreductase activity, acting on paired donors, with incorporation or reduction of molecular oxygen; iron ion binding; monooxygenase activity
Source: RefSeq, a predicted model, not a curated record